AUGGAGUUUGGAUUGACUGAGGAGCAAGUGCGUGUGUACACUGAGGCCUUCAAUGACAUGGACAAGAACCACACCGGGGUUCUCCAACCAACGGAGCUGGGCAUCCUGAUGAGAUCGCGUGGGCACACCCUCUCGGACGAGGACAUGCGCGAUCUGGCUGCUGACAGGCAUGGGACCGUCACACUUGCAGAUUUUCUGCAAAUCAUGGCCAAGCGGGAGCAGGAUGUGGUCUUGCAACAGAAGCUGGCCCAAGCUUUUGCUGUGUUUGACAAAGACGGAAGUGGCUUCAUUAGCGUCAACGCAGAGAGCGACUUCCGGAAGCAAAUGACGUCUCUGGGAAGUAGCCCGUUUACCGACGAGCAGUUCGAGAAUUUCUUGAGCGAGUAUCGGGCUGAGGCUGCCUCGCAGCAUCCAGCUGAACAGGAUGGCUUGGUGGACUACCAGGCCUGA
Molecule: messenger RNA, 450 nt
Organism: Symbiodinium pilosum
Lineage: Eukaryota; Dinophyceae; Suessiales; Symbiodiniaceae
Source: the annotation of a GenBank genome assembly